Hordeum vulgare subsp. vulgare (domesticated barley) is the source of this 3377-nucleotide messenger RNA. RefSeq names its product protein CHROMATIN REMODELING 35-like. The transcript is spliced from 7 exons. The record is from RefSeq and is a predicted model, not a curated record. Gene Ontology annotation, biological process: gene silencing by siRNA-directed DNA methylation. The coding region runs from base 123 to 3035 and encodes 970 amino acids. Lineage: Eukaryota; Viridiplantae; Streptophyta; Magnoliopsida; Poales; Poaceae. Gene Ontology annotation, molecular function: ATP-dependent chromatin remodeler activity; ATP binding.
UUCUUGCUUCAUUCAGGAACCGCGGAGGGGUCGCUGCUGGGUGCUCGCUAAGCCCAAUCGCAGGAUUGGAGCUCUCCCCAGGCGAUCCACGGUCCGCAUCGUCUUCCUCCUCCGCCCCGUGGAUGGAUCCUACUAACUGCAAAAGGCAGAAGCAUGAAAUCGGGUGUGAUAGCUCGCCGAGCACCCAGUCCCUGUCAACCAUCAUCAGUCAUAACAGAUCUGUACGUCUUAGAUUUCUCAAAGAAUUCAAGGAGUUGAAGUACGGGAGUGUCACUGAAGAUUACAAGGCAAUCAAUAGAAAGAGGCAUGAACUUAUCAGCACGCUUGAAAAGCUGCAACUUGUACCUAUCAAGUUGCCCUAUGCCAGUGUAGCUCUCAAGUCUUCAAAUGUGACAUUACAUGAUGAAGCACAAACUGGGAACAAUAUUAAUUCUGAUAAUAUUAUCGAAUUGGAUCUGUACAGUGUUGGAUAUGAUACCCAUGCUACCAUGGACAAUACUGGGGCUCAGAAAACUGUUUGCUUACUUGAUUCUGAUGAUGAGGACAUGGUUCACUCCUUUGUAGAUGGAAAUUUAUCCGAUUCUAAGCAAAAUAACUAUUUUAUCCAAGAAUGCAUGCUGGCUGAGCAGCCUUGCCAAUACCAGGACAUCAGUUCUGAAGCUCAACUUGUAGUUGAGCCAGGAAAGGACAGCAUGGACAUUGACAAUGAGCCCAAGGAAAUUGCUUUUAUUGAUGGCCAUAGUACUUCAGAGCCACAAGUGAUCAAGCAAGGACAGAAUGACAUAAACAUUUACGCCGAGGGUCGUGACAGGGAGAGAGAAAGAAGGGAAGGAGAAGGUGAGGAUGUCCAAAGUAAACAAUGCGUGGAGAAAAAGAAUAUAUCUGUUAUAGAUUCUUAUGAAAUAUCUUGUGAGGUCAUACAAAGUGAGUCAACGGCAAAUGGACAUUAUAAUCACUAUGAUAGCAAUGACAAUCCAGUUGAUGACCUGGAUGACCUUUGGAAUGACAUGUCGAUUGCAUUGGCAUGUUCAAAGACCAUUGGAAGUGAUCACAGUAUUGUUCCGCCGGAGAAUAAUAAUUCUGAAGUAGUGGAUCGUUGUCAUCAUGACUUCCUGAUGAAAGAUGAUUUGGGCAUUGUAUGUCGUGUUUGUGGUCUGAUCCAGCAACACAUUGAGAGUAUUUUUGAGACAAACUGGAAAAAGCGUAUGCAAUCCAACAGAACGUACGCGCCAGAACCUAGAAACUACAAUGAUCUGGAGGCAACUACCAAUCCUUCAGGAAAUAUUCUUCAGGUGGUCAGUGGUGCUCUAUCGAUCGACCCUCGGCAUUCAGAACAGAUGAAACCUCACCAAGUGGAAGGUUUUCAAUUUUUGAUCAAGAACUUGGCAGAUGAGAACAACCCUGGGGGUUGUAUUCUAGCACAUGCACCAGGUUCUGGAAAGACCUUUAUGGUAAUUAGCUUUGUUCAAAGCUUCCUGGCCAGAUACCCUACUGGAAGGCCGUUGAUUAUUCUUCCUAAGGGCAUUAUGGCAACAUGGAGAGCAGAAUUUCUCUAUUGGCAAACUGACGAAAUUCCCUUGUAUGACUUCUACUCCAAAGGUGAUAACUGGUCUGAACAACAACAGUCAAAAAAGAGAAAAUGUUCUGAACAACAACGGCCAAAGAAGAAAAUACGGUCUGAACAACUCAAAGUGUUGAACAUGUGGGAAGAAAAGAGAAGCGUAUUGCUGCUAGGGUAUCAGCAAUUCGCAGGCAUAAUUUCUGAUGAGGACACUUCUGAUGCAGUAGCUGUCAUGUGCCGAGAGAAGUUGUUGAAGGUCCCAAGCCUCGUCAUUCUAGAUGAAGGCCACACCCCGAGAAAUGAGCAAACUAACUUACUCACUGCACUUGGAAGUAUAAGAACUCCUAGAAAAGUGGUGCUCUCAGGAACCUUGUUUCAGAAUCAUGUAAGAGAGGUUUUCAACAUUUUGAACCUUGUGCGGCCAAAAUUCCUGAAGAUGGAGAAAUCUCGUGCAAUAGUGAAGCGUAUGCUAAGCAAGGUUGAUAUGUUGGGGAAGAGUGCACGGUCAAAGUACACUUCAGAUAAGUACUUCUAUGAUGUGGUUGAAGGAAACCUUAAAAAGGAUGCAGAUGAUAAAAUGAGAGUGAUGAUCAUCCAGAAUCUACGCGAGCUAACUGCGGAUGUGCUCCACUAUUAUAAAGGUGAGCUUUUGGACGAGCUACCCGGACUUGUGGACUUCACUGUUUUUCUGAAUAUGAGUACCGAGCAGGAAGAGAUCCUUAGGAGUUUGAUGCGACUAGAUAAUUUUAGCAGAAAAACAGCAUGCAGCGCUAUUUAUCUUCAUCCUUGCUUAAAGAAUAUUCAGAAUGAUGAAGAGAAGAAUCGAGAUAUUGCCGUUCAGAAGAUUGAUUCCAUAAUUAAAAGAGGAAUCAAUAUCAAGGUUGGGGCAAAGGCAAUGUUUGUAUACAAUUUGUUGUGUCUUUCAGAGGCUGCAGGAGAGAAGGUACUCGUGUUCAGCCGGUAUCUGAACCCUCUGGUUUUCUUGGAAAUGCUGCUCAGAAGAAUGAAAGGAUGGAAACCAGAGGUGCAGAUGUUUAAGUUAAAUGGUAAAUUAACGCAAGAACAGCGAGACAAGGCGGUUGAGCGAUUUAACCGCUCAGCGGAUGCUAAAGUUUUGUUUGGUUCCAUCAAGGCAUGCGGCGAGGGCAUCUCCCUUGUUGGUGCAUCACGUGUUGUCAUUCUGGAGGUCCAUGAAAAUCCCUCUGUGACGCGACAGGCAAUCGGACGCGCAUUCAGACCAGGGCAGUCCAAAAUGGUGUAUUGCUACCGCCUUGUUGCUGCUGACUCGCCAGAAGAGGAGGAUCACAAAACAGCCUUGGGAAAAGAAUGGGUAUCCAAGAUGUGGUUCGAAUCGAACGAGCUUUGCACCAAUGAUGAUUUUCAGCUUGCGUCUGUGGAUGUUUCAGUCAGUGGGGACAGGUUUUUCGAAAGCCCUGAACUGCGGCAGGAUGUCAAAUCUCUACACAAAAGGUGAACAACAGCGACAAGCGCUAACCAGUGAGAAAGAGAACAGGGGAAGGAACUGAAGCGAACUUUCCGUGCUUCUUUGGGGUAUUUUGCUGAUCGUCUGAAGUAUGUAAGUCUGAUCAUCUCGAAUGUUAAGGUGUCUAGUAGUGUCUAUUUGUUGAUAUUUUCUCUCCAUUAAAAUUUUAAAUGAUGAUGAAUUCCUGGAGUCACGGUAAUUUGGUACUGCUAAUGACUAUUCGGACGCAAGUUAUCUAGGUUUCAGUCUUUGUUGUCCUGUGGAACCAAUUGCGCGAUGUUCGUUGUCUGAUAAACAAAUGUUUAACUGUAUAAGAAUUGUUACUUUUAUUAA